CUGUAGGUCACGGUGAGAACUUGUGAAAUAGGUCAGUAGAUCGUAGUCUGCCCUAUCUGGCCUGAUACAGUGAUGUUGAUAGAUAGGCCUAGUGACUAUACUGACUGGAGACACGAAUGCCAUUGUUGUUAUCAAGACCUGACCUAGAUCAAGAUGUAUCGGAAAAUGGUUUGCACCAGUUAAAGCAAAUAUAGAUUGUGUGCAUGAUGUGAGAUAUGGCUGAUCGACAACACCAUGGGAUCAACAAUCUUGUUGUUAUCUCCCCUUACCAAGGGUUGUGGGAAUCUUAGUACUAUACAGAGGAUAAGCUCUCACCUAGAGAGUGCUGGUCACUCCUGUAUCCUACGGGACCCAGACACUAUCAGUGACUCAAACAGGAUACAGGAAAUAGCCAGCCAACUAAACAUCCAGAUGGUCCUAGCCCUACACGCCUACAAAGCUGGACGUCAUCUCCGAGGUACCAGCCUACCAUUCAUCCUGAUAUUUGGAGGAACAGACAUCAAUAUAUAUGCUAGAGAGCCUGAAAAACUGAAAGUCAUGACUGAGGUUGUGUUUCAUGCAAAGGGCCUCAUUGCAUUUGGCCAGUCUCUUCUUGAUGCUGCAAGGGCACUUUGGCCAUCCUUGGAUACCAAUAAAUGUUUUGAAAUCAAACAAGCUGUCGUGACCAAUCCGUCUGCUUUCUCAAUAACUGACUACUUACGACAAAAUGCUGGAGUGGAAAUUCCGUCAGACGUGAACCCGAAGGUCUUCCUGUUCGUCGGAGGAAUUCGUCCAGUCAAGGACCCACUUUAUCUAGUCAAGCACUUCAGCGUGUUGCACAGAAGAAGAAAAUAUGUCUUCUUUGUUAUUCUUGGGUCCAUGGCAGAUGAAUCCUAUAAUGACGAAUUCAUGGCUGGUAUCACUGGAUUGCCCGGGGUGGUUUAUUUACCCGGUCUGAGUUUAGAGGAUACACAUGGAGCUAUUAAAGGAAGCUUUGCUCUGGUCAACUCGUCCCGGAGCGAGGGAAUGGCUGUGGCUAUCUUAGAGGCUAUGGAUCUAGGAGUUCCUGUCCUAGUGCGGGACAUCCCUGGUAACCGCUCUAUAGUAAAGGACGGUGUCAACGGAUUUGUAUUUGCUUCACCAGAAGAAUUCAUACAGAAAUCUGAGGUCCUGUUGGAUGAACCCACUGUGGGAGCUAUGUUGGUGUCACACUCAACGGAAUAUAUAUCCGAACACCAUAAUGUGGUGGACGAGAGAACGAGAUACAUCGAGAUUACCUCCACGGCGUUAGGUUUGUCACAAAGUAGGAACUGAAUUGUUAUCAAAUAGGGACAGUUUAACACGUAUUGUGCCUUUGAUUAAUUAAUACAGUUAAAAUGAUAUGAUCGAUUAUGUGAUAUAUUAUAGAUGUGUCGUAUGAGUAGUUAUCUUUAGUAGACAUAUUAAAAAAUGAAACAAGCUACAAACAACGAAUGAUGUUAUAGUUAAUGUACAGUACAUGUAUAUGUAUUUCGUGAUAUUAAUUUACAUGGUUGUAUAUAUAAAAUUCUUAAAUAUAGACCUGGGAAUUUCUAUUAAUACGUUCUAAAUGUUUCUUUUUCGUUAAUAUUAAAGUGGUAAAGUGCAGGUAAUUGUUUCUUAUUGAAGUUUUAGCUUGUUCUUUGUUAUCUGUUAAGCGGAUACCAUGGGUAAAACAUUGGAUAUUAUUUUGUUUAUCAAACAAGCUGUGAUACAUACUGAUGAUCGAAUGAGUUACUCAUUAGUUUAUUUGUACUGAUACAAUACAUUCAGUCUAUGAGUGUGAGAAAUGUAGACGUAAUCGAGUCGUAGACUUUCCUUUCUGACUCGUACUCAAAGUGACGGUAGAGUGAAUUUGUUUAACCAUUCAUGUCCCGUCGAUUCACCUAUUUCUGUAUUACUGUAAUCGUACUUUAUUUGACGCACUCAAAUUUUAACGCAAAACAAAAUUAAAACAGAUUAGCGGAAUGAUGACUUAGCACCCCAACAAUAUUUGCCAAAGAAACCAAUUUACAUGUAGAUAAACUAUAAUUAAUAAAUAUCGCCAUCACAAUUUAGCAGAAUGCUUCCAGCGCGAAAAGCGUUAAAAUAGAAUUACCGCUAAAAUGUGUACGUUUACAGUAGUUUUGUUUUAGAAAUCUGCUUCCUUUUGAGUAUAGGUUUUUCUAAUUUAUCUGUAGUAUUAUUGAACUGUGCUAUGGGUUGACGUUUAGGGGUGUAAGUAAGCAUGUGAGAUCCGAGAAUGUGGUUCUUCACACAAAUAACAACUCCCCUUACAGUAUAAAUAAAUAUUCUUAUAUUUCUACCAUUGUUCUUCCCUUUACAUCUUGCACAUGUAUAUAGCUUUACUUAAAAAAAAACUAUAAACUUUAUUUAUUUUACAAUAAUUGCGAAACAAGUUGACAUUUCAUUUUCGGCGCUCAACCCUGUCUCAGGUCAAACUGAAAAAGAAAUCCAGAUAAAAUAUGUGCCAAUCCUGGGUAUGUGAUUAUUAAUGUAUUAAGAUUAUGUAUAUAUAUAUAUAUGUAUGUAUGCCAAUUCUGGAUUUGUAUGGGUGUAUUAAUUUAUGGUUGUUUUUUAUGUCUCCGAUAUAGAAUUAUAUAUUUUGGAUAGUCUGCCCAGAUAUUUACGAUUUUUUUACAUAAAGUACGUAAGACAUCAA
Messenger RNA from Pecten maximus, 2659 nucleotides. Its product is annotated as glycosyltransferase 1 domain-containing protein 1-like. Gene Ontology annotation, molecular function: glycosyltransferase activity. Bases 235 to 1293 code for a protein of 352 amino acids. The transcript has 12 exons. The record is from RefSeq and is a predicted model, not a curated record. NCBI's taxonomy places the organism in Eukaryota, Metazoa, Mollusca, Bivalvia, Pectinida, Pectinidae.